This is a messenger RNA of Dissoconium aciculare CBS 342.82, 1082 nucleotides long. RefSeq names its product guanylate kinase. Gene Ontology annotation, biological process: purine nucleotide metabolic process. The transcript has 4 exons. NCBI's taxonomy places the organism in Eukaryota, Fungi, Ascomycota, Dothideomycetes, Mycosphaerellales, Dissoconiaceae. The coding region runs from base 177 to 770 and encodes 197 amino acids. Gene Ontology annotation, molecular function: GMP kinase activity. The record is from RefSeq and is a predicted model, not a curated record. Gene Ontology annotation, cellular component: cytosol.
GCCUAAUCCACAAAGUGCAGUUCUUGUUGCAAUGUCUGUUGUACUAUUGUAGCUAGCUAGUCCAUCGUCGGCUUCACUGCUGGACGACCAUCUCCCCCUCGUCCACCAUCCGCACCACUCCUCCCGCCGCGAUACUACUCCACCGCUCCGGCCUCGGGAUCCGCUCAUCACACGCCAUGGCACCGACAGACUCCCCGCCGCGGCCCAUCGUCGUCUCCGGGCCCUCGGGCUCCGGCAAAUCCACGCUGCUGAAGCGCCUCUUCGCCGCCUACCCGGACCGCUUCGGCUUCUCCGUCUCGCACACGACGCGCGGGCCGCGCGACGGCGAGGAGGACGGCGUGGCCUACUACUUCACGACCAAGGAGGAGUUCCAGCGGCUGGUCGCCGAGGACGCGUUCAUCGAGCAUGCCACGUUCGGCAGCAACUCGUACGGCACCAGCGUGCAGGCGGUGAAGACGGUGGCCGAGAAGGGCCGGACGUGCAUCUUGGACAUUGAGAUGGAGGGUGUGAAACAGGUCAAGAAGAACUCCUCGCUCAACGCCCGCUUCCUCUUCCUCCAGCCGCCGUCCAUGGAGGUGCUCGAGCAGCGACUCCGCGGCCGGGCCACGGACAAGGAGGACGCCAUCCUCCAGCGCUUGGCCCAGGCGAAGAACGAACUGGAGUUCGCCAAGACGCCCGGCGUGCACGAUCAGAUCAUCGUCAACGACGACCUGGAGAAGGCGUGGAAGGAGUUCGAGGCGUUCUGCGUGCCGGAGAAGGCGGCGCAGUGAGGAGGAGGAGGAGGGAUGGGCCUCUCGUGUGAGGAAGACGGUCCGAAAGCUGGUGGGUGGGUUUGGAAGAUGUCGGUGUGGCGUCGGAGGAGAUGUCCUUUAGAGAGAAAGGACUAGAGAGGAAUGAUCGAGGCGAAUGGACGCGAGAAAGGCGGCUGUUUCGAUCAGACCUCCAGUCAUCGUCUCGCGCUGUGGUCUUCCCAGGCUGGGUUUGAAAAGGCCGCCGUGGAUGACGAUGAGUCCCGCUUGAACUAGCUUCUGAAAUUUUCAGCAUCGAAAAGCAUGACGAUCGCAGCAUGCCACGAUCGUAGA